AUGGACUGCCUCGACGAACCACUCCACCUCGAGAUCCUCAGCGCGCUCGCGUCCAACCUCGCGCGCGACGGACACGAGGAUAACCUCUCCGUCAUCUCGGAUGGGCUUCCAAACGUUGCGCCACCCGUGGACGAGGACGACGCCUGGUCCAACUUUGAGAUCAACCACGCCAUCUCGUACGCGCAUUAUGUCACGUCCCUUCCUCCCACUUCGGCAUACCUUCCCACCGCAUUGCCCGAACUGCGGCGCCUGCUUGCUGGUCUCGUCGCACAGGGUGCUCCCGAGGCAGGGAGCAGCUCGGGCGUGGCGCCAGGUACGAGCGAUGCGUACGCGCUCCUUCUCGACGCCCUGCUCAAGGCCAUCUUCUGGGUCGGAUGGAGCGUCGAUGGCCUCGCAGGAGAGGCAGGUACGGUCGUCGCCCAGCUCCUCGAGAACACGGGCAAACUCAUGCCGACGUCGCCGAUUUUCGCCGGCGUCAUCGUCUCAGCCGUCCACACCGUCCUGUCUCACGUGCCGCUCCCAGCCCUCCCCUCACCCGUGACAGCACACCUUCUCUCCGCUGUCGUCGCCAUCGGGCAGCCAGCUGCUGUAAACAACGCCGUUCAGGAGGGCGCGCGGAGCUACACCCCAGCUUUCAACACCGCGCCGCAUCCCGCAACCCCGGCUGGCGCCGCGCUCCUCGUCACGGAGAUCGCAAACAUUGUGCUCGCGCGCGCUCUCUCGCCCGUGACUGAGGUCGACCAGGCUGCAUUCGCGAACGGAACCUACACCAUAUCCAAGGAGGACAACCUCGCCUCGCCCGUAUGGAAGAGCCAGACCCAAGCACUCCUCGCCGACCCCGUGGAGGACGACCAGCUCUCCGAACUUGCUGAGGGCGUCGAGGCGCUCGAUGUUGCCAACAAGUUCGCCCUGCUGUGGUGGACCGAGCUCAUGGAGCCGGAGGGCUCGGGCUUCGCCGGCACCUCGAACAUGUUUGGCGCUCACGACUCCGACGACGACGUGUACAUGACUGUCGCUGUACUGCACCUUCUCAACCUACUGGGCUUGCACAACCACAUCACCGAAGCGCCCCAGGUGGCGCGGCUCAAGAACAUCCUCUCGGAGCAGUCGACGAUAUCCGACGCGCGUGUGCUGCAGGCUGCCUUUGUCUGUCUCGCGAUCAUGGUGCGCAAUUUCCCCGAGCUAGGCUCAGGUCUCGUUCACCACCUCCGCCGUUUACUUAUGAGCCCGUUACCCGCACUGGAGAGCGAGUUUAACGGCUCGGGCAUGGAGCUAUCCCCCACCAUCUGCGCCGCGUCCACAGCACUCGCAACGUGCAUCGAGAUGUCACCAAACGACGACGCCAUCUCGUCUACACUGUACUCACUCCUCGGUGUGCUCAACCACGGUACGACUAUCGGGCCUGGCGCUAUGUCGGUGAGAUCCAUGCCCAACAGCGACUACCCCAAGAGCUUCGCCUCGGGCAAGCGCUCCGACGAGCAGCGCCAGCUCAUCAGCACGACGGCUGUUGAGAUUGCAGCUCGCUUAGCUCUUGACACGGGUCGCGAAGACAUCAUUCACCUCGCCAUCUCGAUGCUCCUCCAGCGCCUGCGUGGCGUCGACAUUGCCACCGAGUCGGCAAUCGUCACGAACCUCGUCCCUCUCGCCUUAGCGAGUUCGGACGCCGAUCUCGUCGAAGUGUACCGCGCUUUCUCGCAAAUCUCGCGCUCGUCACACCCGGAGGAUCCCCGAAUGUCCGCCAACGCCGUGUUAGCCGCCCAGACCCGUCUCGCGAAGGGCCUCGGUAACCGCCUGAAUGACGCCGACGGGUACCUCUCCGAGCUCCUCACGCUCUUUGCGGACAAGGGCACACAGACUCAGAUGCUGAGCAUCUCGAGCACGCAUGGCAACGUCAAGGAGAAGUACGCACUGAUGCGUGCCGACAGCGCGAAGCGCGCGAGCGACACCAAGGCUCAGCUCGCGGCUCUGCUUCUGCCCAUCGCCGAGCUUUUGUCACACCCAACAUACCAUCCCGACCACAACGCAUCGACCGAGACGGUGUCGCAGUUCCGCAACAUGUGGCUGCUAUGUGUGGCGUUCGGCCUGAGUUCGCGGAACGGCAAGUCGAUCCUAUCCGAGCAUGAGGAAAACGCCCUCUCUGUCAUCGCGAGCAAGACGCCUGCGCUGUACCAAGAGCAGAACACGGACUUUGUCGGCAGUGACCUCGAGUACAACACGAUCCUGCGCAAGGACUUUGCUCAGUCGAUCAACAGCCGCAUGCGCCAGACGCUCACAGAGAUGCUACCGUCUACCAAACACACGUCUGACAUUCGCAACAUGUCGACGCCGCAGCUCACGCUGCUCAUCGCGAUCAACGACCUCGAGGAAAUGCGCACCAUGCACCUCCAGCCGUCGGUCACGCUGCGGUACUUUAUGAACGACUCCGUGAACAAGAGCGCAAUGUUCGGUCCGCUCACGGGUAUCUCAACGAGACUCACCAGCGUCUUCCUGCGGCAGCUGAGCAUGCGCGCCGUGCAGCACUCGAUGCCGCCGUCUGUGAGCGAAGAGGUGCGCAAGAUCUUUGUUCUCUGCACCCAUCGUAUGCCCCAGGUGCGCGAGGCAGCGCUGCACGUGGCUAGGCAGGUCAUCGAGACGUUCUCAGCGCUCAUGUGCGAUCGCAAGGUCGUGUUCACGCUGCUGGAAAUCCUCACCCUCAUGCGCCGCUCUUGCGAGAUGCAGUACACGGACGAGUACUCGCCUGUUCACGAUUUCCGCUCGGACAAGCUCGACCUCGUCCUCGUGCUCACGGACGAUUACGCCGUGCGCAACGAUAUCACGACGCAGCUGUACAGCGUUGCGCAGCGGUGGCUCACGCUCGCCAUCUCGCGUGCGCCGCUUGAGGUGCAGUCGACGUUGCAGUCGUACCUCAACGAGUCGCGCGACGUGCUGCUCAUCGACAGCGUUGAGAUGGGAGCCGGCCUCGCGCUGCACUUCUCCAAGGCCAUCUCUAGACUUGAUCGGCAGGAGACGAUGAUGCCGGUUAUCGGCGGCUGGCAGUCGGACUGCUCGAACCUCGUCGUGAGCCAGUACGCCGCCAAGAACUACUACGACGGCGAGCUCAGCGGUGCGCGCCAUAUUCUCCGCGAGGGCCUGCAGUCGCUGCAGAAAGACGCGCCGGCGACUACCUCGAACAAGGAGCGCCUUGCGUUCAAGUCUCAGAUGGCCGACGCUAUCAACAAGGUGCACACCAAGGAUGCGCUGUCGAUCGUCGAGAUGCGUCGCCUGCUUCUCCGAGCCGUUUCCGUGCUCAUCGCAUCGCCGAACAUGGACGCCGACAUUCUUCACUGCCUCGUCGAGCUGCCCAUGGCCGUGUUCACGCCUCUUGCGAUCGCCGCAGGCAUCGAUGCUUGGACGUGGCUCGUCCGUCAGCGCUCCGAGGCCGAGAUCGCGCUCAUGGGUGAGAUCUCGGCAGGGUGGCUCAGCACCAUCCGCGAGCACAAGGGCCUGUUCAGCAGCAGCAUGAACUACCACGACCCGUUCGAGACACCGAUCGAGUACACGCCCAGCGACAAGAAGACCAUGGACGUCGAGAAGAAGAAGGCCGACCGGCUGCUGCGCCCUCACCUCCUCCUGCUGCAGGUGCUGUCAUCGCAGUUCCAGGCGGUCAAGUACAGUGAGGCUGGGAUCAUGAUCUCGCUUGCGCGUCUCAUGAUGCGGUCGCUCGGCGCGGCCGACCACAUGAGCACGCACCCUCUCUCGCGUGAGGUCCGCUUCACCCUGCUGCUCUUUGGUUUCCAGAUCCUGGCGAGCAGCAAGACUGAGGCAUUGCUCGAGCUGCGUUUCCGCGACUUACUAUUCAAAGCGGCGUUUUCGUGGUUUGCCAUCCGCCCGCAGUGGUCGUUCGGCAGCGACCGCAUCCAGAUCGGUGCGGAAAUCAAGCUGCUGCAAGACUUUAUGGACGCGGUGACCAAGGACACGAUCCGCGGCGACCACGUCACGACGUCGCUGCGGGAUCGCGACGCGGCGUGGCUCAUUCCCGGUACGAAGUCGCUACAGGACUACACCGCGAUGCACCGCGACCGCGUGCGGCUCAUGCAGCUAUUCGUUGAGAAUGAGAUCCAUCGCCUCAAUGUGUGGUACAAUCCCGCCAAUGACAAGGGACGCAAUCUCGUCACGGGAAACACCGUCGAGUCGGCUGUCUCGGCCGAAGAGUGGUCCAGCCUCGUCCGCAAGGCGUGGAGACAAAACCCCGCAAUGGCCGUGCACAUGGCCGAGCGGUUCAAGAACACGACUACCGUCGUGCCCGAGCUUGUCAAGCUCAUCCGCGCGGACCCGAGAGUAGUCCUACACGUGCCCGAGGCGCUCCAGUUCUUCCUCGGUGACAAGCUCGAGCCGUCUAUGCGCCGGGGCCUGCACUGGCUCCUGAUCUGGGACAAGGUUCCGCCCAUCGAAGCGCUCAACUACUUCCAGCCGCGAUACGGAAACGAUCCGAUCAUCCUACAGUACGCGAUGCGUGUGCUCGAGGAGCACCCAGUCGACCUGACAUUCUUCUUUGUCCCACAGGUCGUGCAGGCGUUGCGUGCGGACCCGCUAGGCUACGUCGCGCGGUUCAUCUUUGAGACGUCUAAGAUUUCGCAGCUCUUCUGCCAUCAGAUCAUCUGGAACAUGAAGGCGAACAUGUACAAGGACGACAAUGGCGAAGAGCCCGACUCGCUCAAGCCGACGCUCGAGGGCAUGGUCGACAGAAUCGUUGCAAGCCUCAGUGGCAAAGCCCAGGAAUUCUACAACCGCGAGUUUGGGUUCUUCGGCGAGGUGACGAGUAUCUCGGGCAAGCUCAAGCCGUACAUCAAGAAGACCAAGCCUGAGAAGAAGGCCAAGAUUGACGAGGAGAUGGCCAAGAUCAAGCUAGAAGUCGGCGUGUAUCUCCCCUCCAACCCCGAUGGUGUAGUCGUGGACUUGGACCGCAAGUCUGGCCGACCGCUCCAAUCCCAUGCCAAGGCGCCGUUCAUGGCGACGUUCAAGGUGCGCAAGGAACGUAUCGACCUGGACGCAGAGGACGAUGCGCCCAAGGUCACGUACGAUGUGUGGCAGUCAGCCAUCUUCAAGGUCGGCGACGACUGCCGGCAGGACGUCCUUGCACUCCAACUCAUUGCCAUGUUCAAAAACGUGUUCACCCAGCUCGGCCUGACGCUGUACCUCUUCCCGUACCGCGUGACGGCCACUGCGCCGGGAUGCGGUGUGAUCGACGUGGUGCCGAAUGCGACUUCGCGUGACGAAAUGGGCCGCGCGCAGAUCAACGACCUCGUCGAGUACUUUGUGGACAAGUACGGCGGUGUCGACACGGUGUCCUUCCAGCGCGCACGCCUCAACUUUAUCCAGAGCAUGGCGGCGUACUCUGUUGCGUGCUACAUCCUGCAGAUCAAGGAUAGGCACAACGGCAACAUUAUGAUUGACGGCGAAGGCCACAUUGUCCAUAUCGACUUUGGCUUCCUCUUUGACAUUGGGCCUGGCGGGAUCAAGUUUGAGGCUGGCUCGUUCAAGCUGAACAAGGAGAUGGUGGCGCUCAUGGGCGGCGGCGAUAGCCAGGGGUUCCGAAUGUUCACCGAAUUGACGGUCAAGGCGUUCCUUGCCAUCCGGCCGCACGCGGACCAGCUCGUCGACACGGUCGCGCUUAUGCUCGGUACGGGCCUGCCGUCGUUCAAGGGCGAGGGGACGAUCAAGCGUUUGCGUGACCGCUUUGCACUGCAUCUCAACGAGCGCGGUGCGAGCGAGUACAUGCUCGGUGUGAUCCACAAUGCGUUCCAGAACAUGCGGUCGGACAUCUACGACGGCUUCCAGAAGUACCAGAAUGGUAUUCCGUACUAG
Molecule: messenger RNA, 5844 nt
Organism: Cutaneotrichosporon cavernicola
Lineage: Eukaryota; Fungi; Basidiomycota; Tremellomycetes; Trichosporonales; Trichosporonaceae
Gene: STT4
Exons: 3
Coding region: 1-5844 (1947 amino acids)
Biological process (GO): phosphatidylinositol-mediated signaling; phosphatidylinositol phosphate biosynthetic process
Cellular component (GO): plasma membrane; cytoplasm
Molecular function (GO): 1-phosphatidylinositol 4-kinase activity
Source: RefSeq, a predicted model, not a curated record